UCACUUUCUACUGUGUCUGUGUGAACGAAUCAAGUAGCCGCUUAACAAAAUUGAAGUUUUUUUGGCAAAAAAUCUAAUCACCGGCUGCACUAAAUAGCUGAAAAGUGUAAAUGAAAGUGCCAGGAAUGAUUUUCAAUUGAAAUUGUGACAGUGCAUGUGAUACCAAAAAAAAUCAAGCGAUAACGCCAAAAGAAUAACCACGUUGAGACACACAAACACUCGCAUUCGCACACACACCAUCACACCACACACACAUAGGCACAGAUGUACCCCAUAUAAAAAAUAAAGGCAAAGAAAUAGAAAGAGAGCGAGAGCGAGUAAAACGAAAUGUACAUGAGAGAGAAUGAGAAUAUUUGAAUAAAAUAUUCGAAAGCAGUUUAGACAGAUAAUUCUCUCUUAUACACACAUUUGAAUGUGCCAUUCAGAGCAACAAGGAACGUAGAAGCUAAGCGAGAGUAUUACUACAGCAACAACAACAACAACUAGAAGAAGAACUACAAUUACAGUAACUGAAAAAGAAGCAAACAACAAUAAGAAGGCGCAUACAGCAAAUACAACAAUCCCUCCAUUAAGCAACUACAAGAAAACGAAGCAAACACUGAGUGUAACGAAUUUAAACCAUUAACACAAAAGCAACAAGUUGCAUCAAGUGAGAAAAUUGAACUAAGCAAGAGAAGAGAGAGAGCUUGGGCAUCAAGUGAGCAGCAAACCUUCCUACUCUAACCAGAAAUCGAUCAUUAAAUAAAUGUCAAGAUAAGUCGAUACCGCAUCAACACCACCGCCAUCAACAUACCACAACAACAGCAGCAGCAGCAUCAAAAGCAGCAGCGAGUUGUAGAUCAGGAUAUCGCAAUACCGACAAGGACAUCGCGUGGAAAGGGUCAAGCGAACGAUUGCAAAACGCCAAACUCCACUGCAAAAGUCGCCAACAUAACACAUAAAAUAUUUGGCUGGCUACGCAAAUCGCGCAACAAAAAACCAGUCGCGAUCCUCAGCAGCGAUUUCGACGAAGACGGCGACGAGGGCGUGGGUGUGGGCGUGUGCGUGGUGGGCGCAUCUGGUGCAGCCGGUGGGGCGUUGGACGAUCAAAUUUCUUCAUUGGCAAGCGUUGGAAUUAAAGCCGGCAAGCUGAAUACCACACAGACAGCCACGGAGACCGCCAUCGAUUCAAACGAACCCAAAUCUGAAAAGAUGUCAUCGGGCACGUUUGUGGAUCGAAUCGACCCGUUCGCCAAACGUUCACUCAAGAAGAAAAGUAAAAAAAGUCAAGGUUCCUCGCGCUACAGAAACUCUCAGGAUGUUGAGCUGCAGCAAUUGCCGCCACUAAAAGCCGAUUGCUCGAGCCUGGAACAGGAGGAGCUCUUUAUACGGAAAUUACGUCAGUGCUGCGUAUCAUUUGACUUUAUGGAUCCGGUAACGGACUUAAAGGGCAAGGAAAUCAAACGGGCUGCUCUCAAUGAUCUAUCCACCUAUAUAACACAUGGGCGUGGCGUGCUCACGGAGCCGGUCUAUCCCGAAAUAAUACGCAUGAUAUCUUGCAAUUUAUUUCGCACAUUGCCGCCCAGUGAAAAUCCCGAUUUUGAUCCGGAAGAGGAUGAUCCAACACUGGAGGCAUCAUGGCCGCAUUUGCAACUCGUCUACGAGGUGUUCUUGCGCUUUCUGGAAUCCCAAGAUUUUCAGGCGACCAUUGGCAAACGUGUGAUCGAUCAAAAGUUUGUACUGCAGCUAUUGGAACUCUUUGAUUCUGAGGAUCCACGCGAGCGAGACUUUCUAAAGACCGUCUUGCAUCGUAUCUAUGGGAAAUUCUUAGGAUUACGCGCUUUUAUACGAAAACAGAUCAACAACAUAUUCUUGAAAUUCAUCUAUGAAACGGAACAUUUCAAUGGCGUUGGCGAGCUGCUGGAAAUUCUUGGCAGCAUUAUCAACGGUUUUGCCUUGCCAUUGAAGGCGGAACAUAAACAAUUUCUGGUUAAGGUUCUGUUGCCGCUGCACAAAGUUAAAUGUCUGUCGCUCUACCAUGCACAGCUGGCGUAUUGCAUUGUACAAUUCCUAGAGAAGGAUCCAUUCCUCACCGAGCCUGUGGUGCGUGGUCUACUCAAGUUCUGGCCCAAGACCUGCUCCCAGAAGGAAGUCAUGUUUUUGGGCGAAAUUGAGGAGAUCUUGGAUGUGAUCGAUCCGCCUCAAUUUGUCAAAAUACAGGAGCCACUGUUUCGGCAGAUUGCCAAAUGCGUCUCGAGUCCACAUUUUCAGGUUGCUGAACGUGCUCUAUAUCUCUGGAACAAUGAAUAUGCCAUGUCGCUGAUUGAGGAGAACAAUGCGGUCAUAAUGCCCAUCAUGUUCCCGGCGCUAUAUCGCAUUAGCAAGGAGCAUUGGAAUCAAACCAUCGUCGCCCUGGUCUACAAUGUAUUGAAAACGUUUAUGGAAAUGAAUUCAAAGCUAUUCGAUGAGCUAACCUCCAGCUACAAGGCGGAAAGGCAAAAGGAAAAGAAGCGUGAACGCGAUCGCGAAGAGUUGUGGAAGAAGCUGCACGAACUCGAAUCAAAUCGUUCCAGCGGGCGUGCCGCAGGCGGCAGCGCUGCAACAGCCAACAGUGGAUCAGCUGCGGCGGCGUCAACGUCACUCCAGCCGCCGAACAUAGCCGCCGCAAUGAACUCUCAUCAGCAACAGUCGAAUAGCAGCAGCAGCGGCAGCCUCUCCAGUGGCGGCGGCCCCGGUGGUGACAAUAAUCCUGCGACAGCAAAAAUCAAACUAGAGAAGGCAGACAACUAAACACAGAUGCAACGCAAUGCGCGCUUGAUACUAACAAUAAAAAUGCAAAAUUAAUAACACAGCAAACAAGAUGAAUAAUGAGAACAACACGAACAACAACAACAUACACACACAUACAGUAAAAAUGUUUGCUGGCUCACGCACAUCCACAACCAUAAGCACUCCCCAACACACACACACACACAUACAGAAUCACACACAUGAAUACAAGUCAAAGAAAUUAAUGAGAAAGUACAUUUUUGAGCUGGCGAUAAAUAGUUAAUACAAUACAAGAAAAAGAAAACAAAAACACACACUAAACUAAAUGAAAACAAUGCAGCGUAUGCUUAACUUAAUAAAAACACACAACAAAUAUGGUAAUUAAAAAAUGUAUACUCGUUUAACAAGACACCAAACCAACAAGCUGGAGCUGGAGCUGCUGUACGUUGUGAAUUUGAAUUGAAUUGAAUUGAGAGAGAGCGUGGCUAACCUAGAUAUGCUUUUGAUGAGUGCAGCGUGCGUAGCUGCGUUUUGAAUGCAGCGGCAUCAAAAUUCUAUAUAAUAUAUAAAUCGUACACAAUACACACACACACACACACACACACCAAUACAAAACACACACACACAUAUUAUAAAUACAUAUAAAUAUAUAUAUAUAUUACAAGAGAAAGAAAAAAAUAUUAUUAAUUAGGUUUAAGGAAACAACAAAUUGAAUAAAGCGUAAAAGUGUUAGUAUGUGAAAUUGAAAGCGAGCCGAAAAAUGUAGCUGAUUGAUUGAUUGAUUGAUUGUUGAACACGCAUUAAAAUAUUAUUAUUAAAACGUAAUGAAGAAGAAAAACAAAACUAGACGUGUUGCUAGAGACCCCCUAGCCUAGAACAGCGCUGACCCAAAACACACACAACACUGAGAGAUAAAAUUUAAUUACUAAAAUAGCAACACACACACACACACAUACAUAUACAGUUACGGUUAUACACUCUACUGUAGUUAACGUUUUCUGCUCCCAUGGCCAAGCAUUAUAAAUAAUGGAAAACGAUACAAAAAAAAAUGAAGUUUCGAAAAUUUCAGAACUUUAGCAGUCUGGUAUGACAGCAGUACCAACUUUCCACUGAAUUUUCCAAUGUAUAUAUACUUAUGUACGUAUGCAUACAUGUGUAUGUAUGUAUAUUUAUAUAGAUAUAUAUAUGUAGGUAUAUAUGUAGACUUAUCGAGCGACUAUGCUUAACUUUGUUACCUAUAUUUAAGUGUUGCACGUUGCCGUUGUCGUCGACAAAACAAACAAAAAUACUUUCAAAACUGGCCCAAAAAACCUAUAAGCAUAUAAAACCUAAACAAAACAUAUAUUAAGUGCUAAGAGAAUGUUAACUUAGUCCACAAACAACUAAUUUAGCGGGGUUCAUCAGUAAAACUAAACUAAAAAAAAAAACAAAAACAAAAAAAACGUAAAAUAUAAAAAUAAAUACAGCUAAUC
Molecule: messenger RNA, 4220 nt
Organism: Drosophila nasuta
Lineage: Eukaryota; Metazoa; Arthropoda; Insecta; Diptera; Drosophilidae
Gene: wdb
Product: serine/threonine-protein phosphatase regulatory subunit widerborst
Biological process (GO): signal transduction; protein dephosphorylation
Cellular component (GO): nucleus; cytosol; protein phosphatase type 2A complex
Molecular function (GO): protein phosphatase activator activity
Source: RefSeq, a predicted model, not a curated record